UCAGCAAUUCUAAGUCCAGGCAAGCUCGACUCUCGGUCCAGAAUGUCAAGCUAAAAACAGUUGCAACUGGGAAAUAUCAAGCUCCGGCAUUCCUUUCGCAUUUUCUCCAUCUAAAAACUCUUAAGCUUUUCUUCAUCAUCUUCUUUUCUCAUCUCAUCCUGCUUCCUCUAUACCCCUUACCUUAACAAUCGCAGGAGAUCUGUCAACAAACAAAUCCCAUCAAUCAGAAUGGCUCCGAGAGUAAUUGUCGUCGGUGGUGGCUUGUCCGGCUUGAGUGCUGCGCACACAAUCUACCUUGCCGGCGGUAACGUAGUUGUUCUAGACAAGCAAGGCUUUUUUGGAGGAAACUCUACCAAGGCCACUUCUGGUAUCAACGGUGCCUUAACCCGGACACAGGUUGAGCACGGCAUCCAGGACAGCGUAAAGCAGUUUUACGAUGAUACCCUGAAAUCUGCACGAGACAAGGCCAGGCCCGACCUCAUUAAGGUCCUAACCUACAAGUCCGCUGCGGCAGUUGAGUGGCUACAAGAUGUAUUCAACCUAGAUUUGACCCUAGUUUCCCGACUUGGUGGCCACUCCCAACCCAGAACCCACAGAGGACACGAUGCCAAGUUCCCUGGUAUGGCUAUUACAUAUGCCUUGAUGCAGAGAUUAGAAGAACUUUCCGAGAACGAACCAGAACGAGUCCAGGUUAUCAAGAGGGCUCGCGUUACAAAGUUAAACAAGGAUGGCAACAAGGUUACUGGUGUCACAUAUGAGUCCAAUGGCGAGAGCAGCAUUCUCGACGGCCCUGUCGUUCUAGCUACUGGUGGUUAUGCCGCAGAUUUCGGCGAGGACUCGCUAUUGCAGCAGCACAGACCCGACACUAUCGGUCUCGCCACCACCAACGGCUCUCACGCCACCGGUGAUGGCCAGAAGAUGGUCAUGGCCAUUGGAGGAAACGGAAUCGACAUGGACAAGGUCCAGGUUCACCCUACGGGUCUUGUCGACCCCAAGGAACCCGAUUCUAAGUGGAAGUUCUUGGCUGCCGAAGCCCUACGUGGUGAGGGUGGUCUACUGCUUAACGCCGAUGGUGACAGAUUCUGCGACGAAUUAGGUCACAGAGAUUACGUCUCGGGUAUGAUGUGGAAGGAGAAGGACAAUGGAAAGUUCCCCAUCCGUCUAAUUCUCAACUCCAAGGCAUCCAACACCUUGGACUUCCACACUCGCCACUACUCUGGCCGUGGGUUGAUGAAGAAGAUUACCGGCAAGCAACUCGCCAAGGAGAUCGGUUGCACUCCCGAACACCUCCAAGAGACAUUCACCAAGUACAAUGCUAUCGCCGACGGCAAGCAGAAGGAUCCGUGGGGCAAGAAGUUCUUCCACAACGGCCCCUUAGAUAUCAAUGAUGACUUCCACGUCUCAUUGAUGGAGCCUGUCCUUCACUUUACCAUGGGUGGUAUCGAGAUUAACGACAAGGCCCAGGUCCUGAACAAGGAGCAGAAGCCUUUCGAGGGUCUCUACGCCUGUGGUGAAUUGGCCGGUGGUGUUCACGGUGCCAACCGACUUGGUGGUUCCUCGCUACUAGGAUGUGUUGUCUACGGCCGUGUUGCAGGUGACUCGGCAAGCAACUACUUGUUCCAAGAAGCUCUCUCGGGAGCCUCCACCGGUGCUGCCCAACGUUUGGGCCAGAUCUCUCUACACAUUGACCCAUCUCAGCCGAACAAGGUGUCGAUUGAGUGGGGAAGCGGUGCCUCCAGCUCACCAGCUGUAGCUGUAGGCCAGCAGACGAGCGCUACGGGUCCUACCCCAACCGCCGAAGGGGGUAAGUCAUCCCAGCCAGCAGCGAAGCCCCAAAGCGCUAAGAAGUUCGAGGUGCCGAGUAAAGAAUUCACAAUAGAGGAGGUCGCCAAGCACAACAAGAAGGAUGACCUCUGGGUAGUCGUUAAGGGUGUAGUGAUGGACUUAACGAACUGGCUAGAGGAGCAUCCCGGCGGCCCUAACGCGAUCAUGAAUUUCAUGGGACGCGACGCGACGGAGGAGUUCGAAAUGUUACACGACGACGAAGUCAUUCCCAAGUACGCCCCGCAGCAGGUAAUAGGACGAGUCAAGGAUCAAGAGGUCACACUCGAAUUCUGAGGCUGGCUAGCGAAAAGACUUUUAUCGGGCGGCGCUCUAGGGUUAACGGGAACGGCUGUUACAUUAGCAAUAUUCUUUUUGAUCUACUACUGCCUCUCCCCACGCGAGGAGCGGGGGCAGGGGCAGGUAAAAUUUGUAGCUAGGCAUGGCGCAUCUGUUAUCGCAUUACACCGAUGUAUUGAUAAGUAUCUUGGAUUUCACGAUGGAUGUGUUGCUGCUUUUAGGUAUAUAUCAUCAUAUCUUUUUCGAUUUA
Molecule: messenger RNA, 2371 nt
Organism: Annulohypoxylon maeteangense
Lineage: Eukaryota; Fungi; Ascomycota; Sordariomycetes; Xylariales; Hypoxylaceae
Product: Flavocytochrome c
Exons: 4
Coding region: 229-2118 (629 amino acids)
Molecular function (GO): oxidoreductase activity; FMN binding
Source: RefSeq, a predicted model, not a curated record